Equus quagga is the source of this 3809-nucleotide messenger RNA. RefSeq names its product copine 5 (gene CPNE5). Gene Ontology annotation, biological process: cellular response to calcium ion. The transcript has 22 exons. NCBI's taxonomy places the organism in Eukaryota, Metazoa, Chordata, Mammalia, Perissodactyla, Equidae. The record is from RefSeq and is a predicted model, not a curated record. Gene Ontology annotation, cellular component: plasma membrane. Gene Ontology annotation, molecular function: calcium-dependent phospholipid binding. Bases 588 to 2420 code for a protein of 610 amino acids.
GCCGCUUCGGGCAGAUUUGAUUUUCCCGCAGCCCGGGCGCCCCGGAGCCCGAGCCCAAGCCGAGGAGGUGGCGCUCGCAGCCGCGUCCCCAGCCCCGCCGCCGCCCGCGCCGAGACCCAGCGAGAGGCAGCGCAGCCCCGGCGCUCCGGCCACCCCCACCGCCCGCGCCCUCCGGCCCCCCACGCCCCUCUCCCUCUCCUGCACCCCUUCUGCCCCCGCCCGCAGCGGCAAGCCCCUCUCCCGUUGUCCCUCGCCACGACUCCGUGCGUCCCUCCCGGUGCCCUCUCCCCGCGCCCCCCGCGUCUCCCCGCUGCGCCCCAGCUCCCUGGGCGCCUUGCCCGUCUCCGCUGGGCCCCCAGCCUCCUGGUCGCGUCACUUGCACCCCCCUCCUCUAUCCGCGGCCCCCGCACCCUCCGCCCCGCCUUCCCUCUCUCACUUCCCACGCCCCCUCUUCGCGCUCGUCUCUCCGCCCUUUGCCGCCCAGCCCCGGCUCCGGAGUUGGGGGAGAGCCCAGGGUUUCAGUUGCUCCGGAGGAGGCGUGAAUCGCGCAGGGAGUGACUAAUUUGGGGUGGGGGGCGCGCUGGGCGAUGGAGCAGCCCGAGGACAUGGCGUCGCUGAGCGAGUUCGACUCCUUGGCGGGCAGCAUCCCCGCCACCAAGGUGGAGAUCACCGUGUCCUGCAGGAACCUUUUGGACAAAGACAUGUUUUCCAAGUCUGACCCACUGUGUGUCAUGUAUACUCAAGGGAUGGAGAACAAGCAGUGGCGGGAGUUCGGACGCACUGAAGUCAUCGACAAUACGCUCAAUCCUGACUUUGUACGCAAAUUCAUUGUGGAUUACUUCUUCGAGGAGAAGCAGAACCUCCGUUUUGACCUAUACGACGUUGACUCCAAGAGUCCUGAUUUAUCCAAACACGAUUUCCUGGGCCAGGCCUUCUGCACCCUUGGAGAGAUCGUGGGGUCCCCCGGGAGCCGCCUGGAGAAGCCCCUCGUGAUAGGAGCAUUCAGCCUGAAUUCCAGGACAGGCAAACCCAUGCCAGCUGUCUCCAACGGAAGUGGUCUUUGGAUGGAAAGUUUGAGAACCACUGGUGCAGAAGCCUCCGGUGGUGUCCCAGGGAAGAAAUGUGGCACCAUCAUCCUGUCCGCUGAGGAGCUCAGCAACUGUAGGGAUGUCGCCACAAUGCAGUUCUGUGCCAACAAGCUGGACAAGAAAGAUUUCUUUGGGAAGUCUGACCCCUUCUUGGUGUUCUACAGAAGCAACGAAGAUGGAACGUUCACCAUCUGCCACAAGACCGAGGUCAUGAAGAACACCCUAAACCCAGUCUGGCAAACUUUCUCCAUUCCUGUGCGAGCCCUCUGCAAUGGGGACUAUGACCGGACUAUCAAGGUGGAGGUGUAUGACUGGGAUCGAGAUGGCAGCCAUGACUUCAUCGGGGAGUUUACCACCAGCUACCGGGAGCUGGCCCGCGGGCAGAGCCAAUUCAACAUCUACGAGGUGGUAAACCCGAAGAAGAAAAUGAAGAAAAAGAAAUACGUGAAUUCUGGCACAGUCACGCUGCUCUCCUUUGCGGUGGAGUCGGAGUGCACCUUUCUCGACUACAUCAAAGGAGGGACCCAGAUCAACUUCACAGUGGCCAUCGACUUCACUGCCUCCAAUGGGAACCCCUCGCAGUCCACGUCCCUGCACUACAUGAGCCCCUACCAGCUGAACGCCUACGCACUGGCCCUGACCGCCGUCGGCGAGAUCAUCCAGCACUACGACAGCGACAAGAUGUUCCCCGCCCUCGGCUUCGGGGCCAAGCUGCCCCCAGACGGCAGGGUGUCCCACGAGUUCCCACUGAACGGCAACCAGGAGAACCCCUCGUGCUGCGGCAUCGAUGGCAUCCUGGAAGCCUACCACCACAGCCUGCGCACGGUGCAGCUCUAUGGCCCCACCAACUUCGCCCCCGUGGUCACCCACGUGGCCAGGAAUGCGGCCGCAGUGCAGGAUGGCUCCCAGUACUCCGUGCUGCUCAUCAUCACCGACGGGGUCAUCUCGGACAUGGCGCAGACCAAGGAGGCUAUCGUCAAUGCUGCCAAACUCCCCAUGUCCAUCAUCAUCAUCGGCGUGGGCCAGGCGGAGUUCGACGCCAUGGUGGAGCUGGAUGGUGACGACGUGCGGAUCUCCUCCCGGGGGAAGCUGGCCGAGCGGGACAUCGUCCAGUUCGUACCCUUCAGGGACUACGUGGACCGCACCGGCAACCACGUGCUGAGCAUGGCGCGCCUGGCCCGCGACGUGCUGGCCGAGAUCCCGGACCAGCUGGUGUCGUACAUGAAGGCGCAGGGCAUCCGCCCGCGCCCCCCGCCCGCCGCCCCGGCGCAGUCGCCCCCGCAGUCCCCGGGCCGCACGCCCCCUGCCUCCCCCCUGCACACGCACAUCUGAGCCCGGCCUGCGGCAGGGUUGGGGCCUGGGGAAGCCAAGAGGAGGACAGGCAGGGGCCCCAGACCCAGCUACUGUCCACCCAGCCCGCCCGGCCUUUGGCGCCUGUGUGCCUGGGCUGCGGCAGGGGGCGGGGUCUCUGGAGACUCCUCCCACUUUCCUGACCGCACAGCCCCAAUCCAGGGAGCUGGGGGCCACAGGUGGUGGAGGUGGCUUCUGAGCCCCUGCUCUUCUCUUCUUUCCCUGACACCUGGUUCUAACCCAGCCAGGAAGGUGUUAACAAUCAGGAUAUUUGGGGUCUCCCUCAGCCCACCUGAGCGAUCCCGUGUGCUCCUGUAAGAAGCCUGGUCUGGGCCUCCCUCCUCCAGGCCCUGUUGUCCCUCCCCACUCCUGUGGUGUCUACUCCUGUCGCCCACCCCUAACCGCCACCCCAGUAUCUACCUUGUCCCUAGUUCUGGGGAAGCCCGGGGGCUGCCAGGGUGCCGGGAUGUCUGAACGCGGACACUGCAUGCCGUGGGAGCUUUGCAGACCCAGGAGGAGAGGCUGGGUGGGCCAGGAAGGGAGGCUUUUCGGGCACAGGUCCUUUCUGGUGCCUCUCAGGCCCCAUGUGACGCUGGUUCUAGACACACGCAUCCACAGGGGGCCCCCGGACACCUCCACGGUUGGCUCCCCUCCUGCCCCCAGGGGCUGCUCAGGGUCCUUGGUGCCCACUCCCUGCUGUCCACUGGAGGCCUGGGCGGGGAGCAGCCUGGCCCCGGCACUCCCACACUGCCCCCCUGUCCAUGGACAGGAGACGGGAGUCCUGGGUUCAAGCCCUGCCUGCGGGGGGAACCCAAGCCAGGCCCCUCUGCCUUCUGGGUCCAUUCCCACAUCUGUGAGGCAAGAGGGCUGGCCAGUGGUCCCGGGUUUACCUUCGAAUCUGGUGUGCUGAGAGUCCAUUCAUCCCGUGCCGGCUUUCCCACCCCACUCCUCACCAGCACAGCCCCUCCCCCAGGCCGUCUUGGCUCUAGUGUCACCCUGUUCCAAGCUGUCCCCCCAAAUCCACCCUCAUCUUUCAGCCUGGGCUCUGGUGUCUGAGCCAGAGCCCCUGCCCCUGCUGUGGGAAAGGUGAGACAGGCAUUCUCACCCCGGGUCCCCCAGCGCCCAGCCUGUGGCCACGUGGGGAGCAGGUCAUGCAUGCCAGUCCCUCCCUCCCCCGGGGUGCCUCAGCCCCCUCAGGCCCCCGAGCCUGGGAAGAGAGCAGCCCCGAUCCCCAUCUGCUGCCCGACACCGCUUCCCUCCCAGUCGUGCAUGAUGGUGGUGUUUCCACGCUGUCUGCUCCUGUGCCCGCCCGUCUCUGAGACAGUCUCUGUGUGGAACUUGCCUUAAACUGAAGUAAAUUUGGUUCUUUUA